AUGCUGAAAUUGCUCGAAAAGUACGGUAUCAAGGCCACCUGGUUCAUUCCGGGCCACUCGCUAGAGACCUUUCCAGAGGAGUGCGCCAUGAUCAGAGACGCAGGCCACGAGAUCGGUCUUCACGGCUACUCGCACGAAAAUCCUAGCGACAUGACCCUGGAAAAGCAGAAAGACGUCCUUGACAAAACGUUCAAACUGCUCACCGAAUUCUGCGGAAAACCGCCCAAAGGCUCUGUUGCUCCCUGGUGGGAAACCAGCCAGGAGGGCGUGGAAAUGCUGCUGGACUACGGCAUAGAAUACGACCACUCGAUGUCGCACCACGACUGCCAGUGCUAUUGGUUCCGGACCGGCGAUUCUUGGACAAAAAUCGAUUACUCGAAAAAAGCCCGUGAGUGGAUGAAGCCCUUGCAACGCGGAAAGGAGACGGGUCUGGUGGAAAUCCCAGGACAUUUGGCGCGACCACUUCGAUUACUUCUAUCGCGAAUACGACGAGUUUGUUUUUCCCAUCACGUGCCACCCAGACGUUUCUGGCCGCCCCCACGUACUGAUGAUGCACGAAAGACUGAUCGAGCACAUCAACAAGCACGAGGGGGUCGAGUGGGUGACCAUGGACGAGGUCAACAAGGACUUUAG
Messenger RNA from Ogataea angusta, 633 nucleotides. RefSeq lists its product as uncharacterized. Gene Ontology annotation, molecular function: hydrolase activity, acting on carbon-nitrogen (but not peptide) bonds. Bases 1 to 633 code for a protein of 210 amino acids. Gene Ontology annotation, biological process: carbohydrate metabolic process. The record is from RefSeq and is a predicted model, not a curated record. The transcript is spliced from 2 exons. Lineage: Eukaryota; Fungi; Ascomycota; Pichiomycetes; Pichiales; Pichiaceae.